This is a messenger RNA of Ipomoea nil (Japanese morning glory), 1749 nucleotides long. Its product is annotated as protein FAR1-RELATED SEQUENCE 5-like. Bases 1 to 1749 code for a protein of 582 amino acids. NCBI's taxonomy places the organism in Eukaryota, Viridiplantae, Streptophyta, Magnoliopsida, Solanales, Convolvulaceae. The record is from RefSeq and is a predicted model, not a curated record. The transcript has 7 exons. Gene Ontology annotation, biological process: regulation of DNA-templated transcription.
AUGGAGGAGGCAGUAGAUCAGAGAGAUCAAGCAGUUGAUGAAUUGCAUACAAUUCCAGUCAGUGAAGAUGUUGUUGUUGAUUCAUCAAGUUCAGAUCCAAAAGAGUUAGACAUUGAUGGUUCUUCUUCAAUUCCAGUUGAUGAAGAUUUGGUUGGUGUUGUUGCUGGUUUUAAGGUUAAGGCAAAUGCUGGUGUUAGGGCAUAUUCAAAAAUUGACAUAAGGACAGGGUGUGGUGCAUGUUUUCAGUUUGACGUGGGUGAGGAUGGGUUGUGCACGGUUACAAAACACGUAAAAGUGCACAACCACGAGUUAUGUGCGGUAGACAAGAGUCAUCUUCUCCGUUCACAUAGAAAUGUGGGUGAUAAUCAGCUGUUAUAUUUAAAAGAUUUGAAGAAAAGUGGUGUUGCAAUGGCAGAUGGUAUUAGGUUUUUGAAACAUCAAGCAGGGGGGUCUCCAUUAAUUGGUUUCACUAAUCGAGAUGCUUAUAAUUCGAAUGCUUCUGAUACAUCAAAGUGUUUGGAUGGAACAGAUUCAAACUCAUUAAUUGAAAUAUUUAGGAAGAGGCAGUCGACUGAGUCUGAUUUUUUCUUCGAUUUUGAAGUUGAUUGCGAUUCAAGACUGUGCAGUUUUUUUUGGAGGGAUGGUCGGAUGAGACAAGACUAUGAGUUGUUUGGGGAUUUGAUAGAAUCAUUUGUGUGGUUGUUUAGAGCAUUUUUAAGAUCUAUGAAUGGGAAGUGUCCGCAGUCCCAUGGCUGCUGCUAUUUGUCAGGUGUUUCCAACAUCACGUCAUCGUCUUUGCAUAUGACAUAUUGGCUGGUGACUGACUAUAAGUGUCACAAGAAUAGUUGGAUACAAAAGAUGUAUGACUAUAGGGAGAAGUGGUGUCCAGCAUUCAACAAGGAUUAUUUUUCAGGGGGCAUUUUAUCGUCGCAAAGGAGUGAAACUACUAAUCAUUCGAUUUCAAGAAGGCUGUCUAAGACUGCGGGUCUUUGUGAUUUUUAUUCAUCAUUUGUUAGUGUAAUUUUUGAAUGGAGAAGCAAAGAGAAUGGUGAAGAUUUUCGUUGUGCUCAAGGGGUACCCACUAUGAUGAUGAAGCACGUAAAACUUCUUUUACACGCUAGAGAUGUAUAUACGAUUGAGAUAUAUUUUUUGUUUGAGGAACAAUUUAUGAAAGGCAAUGCUUGUCAUCAAGAAAUGGUGUUGAAUGAUGGCUGUCAGUUCAAGUGGACUAAAAAGGUUGCUGAUGGUAGGGAUGUGAAUACUAGUCCAAUGUUUUAUAGAGCUGGUGUCUCUCCUUCAAUUUGGGCUGUGGAGAUUUGUAGAAAAUUUCAAAGAUUGAUUGUAUCUAGUCAAGAUAACAGUGUAACUAGGCAGUUCUGCGAUGAAGCAGUUGAGGAUGCAAAGAAAAAGGUUGAAGUUGAGAUUGGCUAUGUGCAUAUUGAAGAGUGUGGUGUUUCAUCUUCAAGUGGUGUCAUUCAAAAUCCUUCAAACCGGAGAUCAAAAGGUGAGCGUAAUGUAAGGAGGAGUAGUGUUAUUGAAAAGAAGUACAGUGUUGCAAGGGGGAGGAGGAGUGUUGCAAAUAAAGUUGCUUCGAGUACAAAGGGUGUUGUUCAGUCGUUGGUUUUGGAAAUUAUAUCUGAGAUUGCCGGGGAUGGGUACCUUGUACAUCCAAGUUCUGGGAGUUCGGAGUUUUGUCAGUUUAGUAAUGAUUUAGAUGAUAAUGCAGUUGUAGAUUGGGAUUGGGGUUAA